CUACGACCCGUCGCUGAAGUCCUACGACACGCAUAUGAAACCGUACGAGACGCAUCUCAAAGCCUACGACACACAUCUGAAACAAUACGACCCGUCGAUAAAAAGCUACGAGCCCCAUCCCAAGUCGUACGACCAUACGCUUAAGCCUUACGACCAUACUAUGAAACCGUACGACCAGUCUCUUAAGAUCUACGAUCAUAGUUCACUGCUGCCUGUGUCGAAUGGCCACGACCUCUGUGAAAUGAAAAAUAUAGCAGCGGCGAAAGUUGAAAACAAAGUCUCCGGCAGCGGAACAGGGCUGUCAUCUGGUGGUACAGCCGGCUGUUCGAUGAAUGACAACGACGAUGCUGACAGCGAGGACGAGUCCCCCAGCACCACAACCAACCCCCCGGAAAGCCCUGGGGAGGAGGAGGGGAAGAACGGGAAGAAAUCAGGGGUCGGGGUCCGCAGGUCGGAAAAACCCCCGUACUCCUACAUAGCGCUGAUUGUCAUGGCGAUUCAGUCAUCGCCGACCAAACGCUGUACGCUCAGCGAAAUUUAUCAGUUUCUUCAACAGAGAUUUCCAUUUUUCAGGGGAAGUUAUCAAGGGUGGAAAAACUCGGUGCGGCAUAAUCUCUCCCUUAACGAAUGUUUCAUCAAGUUGCCCAAAGGCAUUGGUCGACCGGGGAAAGGCCAUUUUUGGACCAUAGACCCUGCAGCCGAGUUUAUGUUCGAAGAGGGGUCAUUCAGACGACGACCGAGAGGUUUUCGAAGAAAAUGCCAGGCGCUUAAACCUUUUGGGAUGCUGAACGGAAUGGGCGGGGGCGGUCCGAUGAUGAGUCAUUAUGAUUUCAUGGGCCCCCAUAACCCCGGGAUGUCGUCCAUGAACAUGGCCUGCGGGAUGGCCAACGGUCAGAUGUCCUCGUACGACCCGUACUCCCAGCAGAUGAUGCCCGGGAACUCGAUGCAGCAGAUGGGCAUGGCCCCCAACUACAGUUCCUACAACAGAUACGCCCAGAGCGCAUGCGCCAUGCCAGGGUUCCAGUCACCGGUGUCCAGUCUGCCCAGCAUGGCGUCCAUGUCGAACAUGGCCGCCGGCCUCCCGAGCAUGUCCAACUUCCAAGGCAUGUCCAACAUCCACAACAUGACGUCAUCGAAUCUACCCGGCUUCCACCACGGUAUUUCCGGGAUGAACGCCAUGGGCGGCGCCGACUACAAUUUAGGCAGUCUGGGCGGUGGGACUACCCCCGGGGGGUUCCAGCCCCCGACGUCGUCCACGCCUAACAUGACACCGCCCUCGUACGACCGCGAUGUCUUGGGGAACUCAAUGCGAGAUCCCAGUUCUCGCGAGAACUUGUUGAUGCGAGACACCAGUGCUUCAGACAAUUCUUUGAGAGACACUUCUUCGGCAGCAGGAGCUUCUGGGCCAACGCCCACUUCUAGAGAUGGACUUCUGUCUCCUUCCUCCGAUCUAUCCCACGACGUCCAGGCGUCGAUGGCGAACAAAUACGCCGGAAACAGCCCGUCGAACUAUCAAUCCCGAGACGCUGUCAUGGCAACGCGGGACGCCAUCGCGGCGUAUCAGAUGCGGGACUCGGGCGUUUAUUCAAAAGAAAGUCUACGGGAUUCGGUCGCGGCGUAUAACCGUGACGCCGUGUCGGCGUACAACCGUGACGCCGUGUCAGAGUCGCUGCGUGACGCCUCGCUGUAUCACCGGGAGCAGCAGGCGCUGUAUAGCCGGGACUAUUCCACGCCCAUGGCGGGCGCCGGGAGCAACAUGAUGCCGGGACUAUACCAGUGGGGCGGGCAGACCCCCAGAGGUGGAUACCCGAGCGGGGUCAAGCAGCAGCCCCUCUCCCCCGCCGGAAGUACGGGGUCGCUCCAGUCCAUGUCCCCGCCCUCGAGCAAUGACCAAAGUCCGUAUGGAUCUACGACGAACCCCAGCCUGGGGGGUGAGAGUGUGGAUCUGUCCGUCUCAGCACUACGACUUCAAGGUCAGCAAUACCCUGGACACGCACCAUGUGACCGGAAACCGUCCUAUUUUUAUGGCUCCGCCCCCGGGAUGACGACGGCAUCGAUGCAAGCGUCAGCCUACUACGACAAAUGCUAGGUACUCAUUAGGACACAGUCGCAGCUCAGUUAUCCAACAGAAGGAUUAUUAACUGGACACCAUCGGUACACUAAAAGACUAUGAUAUAUAAAUAAAUCUAAAACAGGUUGAAAGAGAAACGUCAUGUUGCUUACCAAUGCGCACGGAAACAAGUUUAACAUUGUGUUUUGUGUGUGUUUUAAACUUCAAUUUCAGCAAAGAAUGUUAACUUUUUUUUAGGACUAGUUAGUCAUAACAUUUUAUUUUUAUUUUAAAUGCUUUAUGGAUAGUCUACUUUAUACAAAUAAAAGUGUUGAAUGGAAUUAGUUUAUAAUGGCAACUUUUGAUUUUGUAACCUGAGCUUAAUUUCUAUUUUAGAAUUACCAUUUGAAUUGUCUAGAUAAACUAGGUUUCUUCACGUCAAUGUUUUGUGAGGGUUAGUUUUGAAAACUCGCAAUUUAAAUUAUGUUUAGCAAAAUUAGCUUAAUAAAUAAGAAAUUUCAUAAUGUAAGAAAGAUAUGUGUAUUGAUUUUUAAAAAUAUUUGCCUUCUGACUUAAGGUUAAAGAUUACAUUAAUUUCAGCAUAAGUCCCUUAUAUGUGGGUACUGGUGCUUAGCAAAGACAAUUUGUAGGUUGUUGUAUAUGGACACAUUCUUUGAUAGUGAAAUAACCUACUUAGUUUUGUACAGAAGAGGCAAUUUGAUUUGUUGUUUUUAUACACUAGAUUCUUGGCAAUGCAAUUAAUAUACGGCUGAUUACGUAAAUAUGUGGACAAACUGCAACCUUUUAUUUAAAAUGUGCCUUCUAUAUUGGAUUUUUUUUACAUUUGCCUUAGAUUAUGUACAUAAGUUAUUAUCGAAUCGAGGCUUUAAAAUCUUAGAAAAUUUCAUAUUUUAUGUGCCUUAUUGUUCCAUAAAGUUUUCUGUUCUAUUAAAGUCUGCUUUAAUCAAAGGUCAUGACGCAUGCGAAGUGUACAUAUAUGCGUUACUUUUAUGGUGCUAAUUGUACAUAUAUUUUACUUAUGGCUACAGCGUUCACUAUACAUAUAAAUUUGUAUUCACUUUGUGUGUAUAUAAGUACAGUAAUAUCUUUGUAAAUGUUAUUAAAUGUUGCGUUACUUUAUAGUUAGUUACCGCAUUGUUUUGUAU
Messenger RNA from Physella acuta, 3216 nucleotides. RefSeq names its product forkhead box protein A1-B. Gene Ontology annotation, cellular component: nucleus. The record is from RefSeq and is a predicted model, not a curated record. Gene Ontology annotation, biological process: regulation of transcription by RNA polymerase II; animal organ morphogenesis. Lineage: Eukaryota; Metazoa; Mollusca; Gastropoda; Physidae. Gene Ontology annotation, molecular function: DNA-binding transcription factor activity, RNA polymerase II-specific; RNA polymerase II cis-regulatory region sequence-specific DNA binding.